Molecule: messenger RNA, 1520 nt
Organism: Botrytis cinerea B05.10
Lineage: Eukaryota; Fungi; Ascomycota; Leotiomycetes; Helotiales; Sclerotiniaceae
Exons: 2
Coding region: 200-1144 (314 amino acids)
Source: RefSeq, a predicted model, not a curated record
GUUCGAGAAAUACAAUCAGCAUUACUUCAUUGAACAAUACUUUCCCUUCUGCACAAAAGUUUCAAACAGCACAGUUCAAGGAUACCACCAACAACUACCACCAACAACUACCACCAACAACUGCAACCAACAACUACUUUUUUGAAUAAACUUUUUGCACAACAGCUUAAGCAACACAGUUCGAGAGUAAAAUCAAUCAAUGAUUAUGGACAGUAGCAACACAAUGGAUCCAAAACCAUCAUCUGGCAAUGCAGUCAAGAAAUCGAAAUCUCAAGUCAAGAGACCACGAGCUAAGAAGCCUAAGAAGUCUAAGAAGUCUCAACCUGUGGAGGAACCUCGGGGUGUAGACAAAGGAAUCGGAACAACUUGUCCAACUUUACUCACAGAGUUCACUCUCUUUCCUAAGUUACCAAUUGAAAUUCGCCGUCAGAUUUGGCGCUCAACUUUCGAAUCCAGAAAAGUGAGCCUUCAAGGGGGCUAUGUAAAAGUAGCGCCACCCGAUCAGCCUCUUCCCGUCAACUAUCCUUUAGAACAGCCACCGAACGAUUUUUUUGUGUACGGACCACCUUUCCCUGCCCCCAUCUGCCAAAUUCCAGCUGCCUUCGUCAACAGGGAAAGUCGCAAAGAAACACUCAUACAUUAUGUCCGACUUUACCAAGACCUUCAUUCGCCUGAGAAUGACGGCACAAACUUAAGAUAUCCUGGCACUAUCUAUUUCAACCCGAAAAUAGAUACACCGUUGAUCUACGCCAACAAAACCCAAUAUGCGUACAACAAAAUGAGCCUCUCCUGCCAGAGACUUCUCCCCUCAUACAAUGCAAAAGCCGUCGAGAUAAUGAACAGCGUCCGCAGAGUCGAUAUUUCUUUCAUGGGGUUCACCACAUCUGACCGCUGGUCAUACGACAUGGACAGCUGUCGCGAUACUCUAUUGAGAUUUGAGAAUCUUGAAAUGAUAGGAAUCAAAGAUGCCAUCCUCAAUUUCAACAUCAACUUCUUUCUCGGUCCCAACAACACUUUCAACCUUAAUCCCAAUCCCAAUCCUGGUUCCGCAUUCAAUGUGCAGUCUUUUGUACAUCAAUACUUCAGUCGCUCUUGCAAUUACCCAAAUGCAAAUGGAAAUCCAGUUCAAGUGGGUUAUUACUGAAGGAGUUGUCCCGAGGUCCCCUGAUGCAUAGACUUACAGGACGCUUCUGAGUUUGAAGAGAAAGUGUCGGGAUAUUGAUCAUGUGAUCAUAAAGAGGGAGCUGUAUUGGCUAGCUCGGACGCUAGCUCCUACCUAUAAAUGUACAUAGCUUUCCACGGUAAAUGAUUAAAAACAAUCACAACCACGAUAGACUAAAGUACUUUACACUUAAUAACCAAGUUGAUACCAACAUAAAGGGUCUAAGCAAUACACCAUUGUUUGCUUCACAAGAACCAAGGACUGGAUGGAGUUUCUGCGCAAACAGGAUGUAGAUAUUUUGUUCUCACAUUGGGUUUGAUUAUCAGUUCUCUGUAUAAUAGACUGUUACUGAAGACCA